AUGGCUAGAGGGAAGAAACAAAUUGGUGAUGAUGAAGAACCUAUUCAUGUGGACAAAAAAAUGGAUGAUAGAGGAGAAGAAACGAACACUCCUCAGGUUGUUGCUUCAUCUGAAUAUCGUUAUUUAGUUUAUGAUUCAGGAAGAAGAUACAUUGUGUAUAUUGAAAGAAAAAUAUGCAAUUGUGAUAAGUUUCAACUAGAAGAGAUACCAUGUCCACACAUAAUCACAAUUUUGAAGAGCAAGAAUAUUACAAACAUGCACCCUUACUGCUCUGAUUACUACAAGUCAAAGGCAUUGGCAAAUACUUAUGAAGUGCCAAUGGUUCCAAUGCCAGAUCAGAAAUAUUGGUCUGUUCUGAAAGAAAUUACGGAGAAAAUUAUCUUGCCACCAAGAUACAAAAGAAUGUCGGGAAGAUCAAAGAAAGAAAGAAAAAAGAACUAUAGUGAGAAGCUAAGUAUGAGCACAAACUGUUGUGGACAUUGUGGACAUGAAGAGCACAACAAAAGAACUUGA
Molecule: messenger RNA, 513 nt
Organism: Solanum dulcamara
Lineage: Eukaryota; Viridiplantae; Streptophyta; Magnoliopsida; Solanales; Solanaceae
Exons: 2
Coding region: 1-513 (170 amino acids)
Molecular function (GO): zinc ion binding
Source: RefSeq, a predicted model, not a curated record